Rubroshorea leprosula is the source of this 2142-nucleotide messenger RNA. NCBI's taxonomy places the organism in Eukaryota, Viridiplantae, Streptophyta, Magnoliopsida, Malvales, Dipterocarpaceae. The record is from the annotation of a GenBank genome assembly.
GUUCUCCUAUGAAGCUUGUUAGUAGGUUUCCUGAUCAUCCUGAAAUUGUGACAUUGCAUGACAACUUCGUACAUGCUGUUGACACGUAUAGAGAUCACAAGUACUUGGGUACACGAGUUGGAGUGGAUGGAACAGUGGGCGAGUACAAAUGGAUGACAUAUGAAGAAGUAGCGACUGCACGUGAAGCAGUUGGUUCUGGACUUAGAUAUCAUGGAAUGGCACAGGGAGCCUGUAUUGGACUUUAUUUUAUAAAUAGACCAGAAUGGGUAGUUGUUGAUCAUGCUUGUUCAGCAUAUUCUUACAUCUCAGUUCCUUUGUAUGACACCCUAGGCCCUGAUGCAGUUAAGUUUGUUGUAAAUCAUGCCAGCAUUCAGGCCAUCUUUUGUGUCCCACAAACAUUGAACACUCUAUUGAGUUUUUUAUCUGAGAUUCCAUGUGUACGCCUUAUAGUGGUGGUGGGAGGAGUGGAUGAAUACUUGCCCUCACUUCCCUCAACAUCUGGAGUGAAACUCAUAUCCUAUCUUAAAUUACUUGGACAGGGCCACAGCAGCCUGCUGCCUUUCUGCCCUCCAAAGCCUAAUGACGUUGCAACCAUAUGCUACACAAGUGGCACCACUGGAACACCAAAGGGAGUUGUAUUGACACAUGGAAAUUUAAUUGCAAAUGCUGCUGGUUUCAGUGUUUGUGUGAAGUUCUAUCCCUCAGACAUUUACAUAUCCUAUCUUCCUUUGGCACAUAUAUAUGAACGAGCUAACCAAAUUGUAUUAGCUUACUAUGGUGUCGGCAUUGGCUUCUACCAGGGGGAUAACUUGAAAUUAAUGGAUGAUUUGGCUGCUCUUAGACCAACCCUAUUUCCAAGUGUGCCACGUCUCUACAACCGAAUAUAUGCUGGAAUCACAAAUGCUGUAAAGACUUCUGGUGUUCUGAGGGAGAGGCUAUUUAAUAUUGCUUACAAUUCCAAAAAGCAAGCCAUUAUGAGUGGUCGAAGUGCAUCGCCAAUGUGGGACAGAUUAGUUUUUAACAAAAUAAGGGAAAAGCUAGGAGGACGAGUCCGUUUUAUGGCAUCUGGUGCUUCUCCAUUGUCUCCUGAUGUCAUGGAUUUCUUGAGAGUGUGCUUUGGGUGUCAAGUCUAUGAGGGAUAUGGCAUGACUGAGACUUCUUGUGUUAUAAGUGUGAUGGAUGAGGAUGAUAAGUUAUCUGGUCAUGUUGGGUCUCCUAAUCCUGCCUGUGAAAUAAAACUUGUGGAUGUUCCAGAAAUGAAUUACACCUCUGAGGAUCAGCCAUAUCCUCGUGGUGAAAUUUGCGUGAGGGGUCCAAUUGUUUUUCAAGGCUAUUACAAGGAUGAAGUCCAAACGAGAGAAGCACUCGACAGUGAUGGUUGGCUGCAUACAGGAGACAUUGGGUUGUGGUUGCCUGGGGGACGCCUGAAGAUUAUUGAUAGGAAAAAGAACAUUUUUAAGUUGGCACAAGGAGAGUACAUAGCACCUGAGAAGAUUGAGAAUGUAUAUGCCAAAUGCAAGUUUGUUUCCCAGUGUUUUAUAUAUGGUGAUAGUCUGAACUCCUGUUUAGUAGCUGUAGUAGCAGUGGAUCCAGACGUGUUGAUAGAUUGGGCUACAUCAGAGGGUAUCCAGUAUGAGAAUUUAGCGCAACUUUGCAAUGAUCCCAGAGCAAGGAAUGCUGUUCUAGCUGACAUGGAUAACAUUGGAAGAGAAGUCCAGUUGAGAGGCUUUGAAUUUGCAAAAGCUGUAACUUUGGUACCAGAACCGUUCACCAUGGAGAAUGGUCUUCUCACUCCAACGUUCAAGAUCAAGCGGCCACAAGCCAAGGCAUACUUUGCCGAAGCUAUAGCCAACAUGUAUGCUGAAGUUUCGGCAUCAGAUCCAACCCCGCAAAGAAUGUCAUGAACCAAACUUUAUUUUGGAAACACUGGAAGUGAUGAAGUGGAAAAUAGCCAAAAUAAAAAUACUUAACAUUUCAAGAAAAUAAGGUUAUCCUGGUAGCCAAUUGUUGUGAUGUCCAUGUUAAGAGUCCAGAACCUGGAUCAUUUCAGAAACGAAAACAUUCAUUGCUUUGUUGUAUUUUCAUUUUACUUUUCUAAUGUACAUUAUCAUUAUCUAUAAUACAUGACAUUUUAAUUUAGAU